AUGAUUCUGGGGAACCUACUUAUUAUCCUUGCCACUGUCUCUGACCCCCACCACCACACCCCUAUGUACUUCUUCCUCAUCAACCUCUCCUUGAACGAUAUCUUCUAUGUCUCUACCAUCAUCUCCAAGAUGCUGACUAACCUCUGCAGCUUCAGCAUUGUCAUCCCCAUCUCCAGGCUGAAGACAUUCAUGAAAGGGGGGCAAUGCCACCCCCUGCACUAUACGGUCAUCAUGAAUCCCCGGCUCUGUGGUCUUUUGCUUCUGGGGUGCUGGAUUCUGAGUGUCCUGAAUUCUUCCCUUGAAGUCCUAGUGGCAUUGCGUCUGUCCUUCUGCACCGAGGUGGAGAUCCCACACUUUUUCUGUGAACUCAAUAUGGUGGUGAAACACGCGUGUUCAGACACUUUUCUGAACAACGUGGUCAAGUAUAGUGCUGCCCUCCUACUUGGUGGGGGGCCUGUACUCGGUAUUAUUUACUCCUACUAUAAGAUCGCCUCCUCCAUCCGUGGCAUCUCAUCAGCUCAAGGCAAGUAUAAAGCCUUUUCCACCUGUGCCUCUCACCUCUCUGUGGUAGCCUUGUUUUAUUUUACAGGCAUGGGGGUGUACCUGAGCUCAGGGGCUAGUGAAAGGUCAAAUGCAAGUACCAUUGCCUCCGUGUUGUACACAGUGAUCACCCCCAUGCUGAACCCCUUCAUUUACAGCCUCAGGAACAAAGAUAUCAAGAAGUCUCUGAACACUCUUUUUGUGCAAGGAAUGAAAAAAAGGUCAGUUAUACUGCAUUGA
Messenger RNA from Suncus etruscus (white-toothed pygmy shrew), 780 nucleotides. Its product is annotated as olfactory receptor 7A10-like. Gene Ontology annotation, biological process: G protein-coupled receptor signaling pathway. The record is from RefSeq and is a predicted model, not a curated record. The transcript is spliced from 3 exons. Gene Ontology annotation, cellular component: membrane. Bases 1 to 780 code for a protein of 259 amino acids. Gene Ontology annotation, molecular function: olfactory receptor activity. Lineage: Eukaryota; Metazoa; Chordata; Mammalia; Eulipotyphla; Soricidae.